GGUUCCGGGAACCGGCCGGGGUGGGGCAAGGGAGCUGGCGGCCGUGCGGGUCGCUGAGGCUGCGGCCGCACCACGACCCGGUGUUGCAGUCUGUCCGUCCGUCUGUCCGCCCAGCCAUGGCUGCGCCGGCCCCCGGGCCACGGAUCCUGUUGCUGCUGCUGCUGCUGCUACCGCCGCCUCCAGGUGCCCACGGGGAAAUGUGUGUCGCUUCCCAUGGACUCAGCCUAUUCCCCAAGUCCUGUCCAGAUUUCUGCUGUGGUACCUGUUACGACCAAUACUGCUGCUCUGAUGUGCUGAAGAAGUUUGUGUGGAACAAGGAAAAGUGUGCUGUGCCUGAGACCAGUGUGCCCACCAGCAUGAAGCCACUGGAGCAACUGGGCUCGGCGCUGAGGUUUCGCUCUAGCUUGGACAGUGACCCCAUGUCAGGGUUCGGAGCUACCGUAGCCAUCGGCCUGACCAUCUUUGUGCUCUCUGUUGUCACCAUUAUCAUCUGCUUCACCUGCUCCUGCUGCUGUUUAUACAAGAUGUGUCGCCGGCCGCGUCCGGUCGUGACCACCACCACAGCCACCACGGUGGUGCAUGCCCCUUACCCUCAGCCUCCAAGUGUGCCACCCAGCUACCCUGGACCCACAUACCAGGGCUACCACGCCAUGCCCCCGCAGCCAGGGAUGCCAGCAGCACCCUACCCGACACAGUACCCACCACCCUACCCGGCCCAGCCCAUGGGCCCACCGGCUUACCACGAGACUUUGGCUGGAGGUACAGCCGUGCCCUACCCUGCCAGCCAGCCUCCGUACAACCCGGCCUACAUGGAGCCCCCGAAAGCAGCCCCCUGAGCGUGCCCCUGCCUCUUUGGCUGCCACUUGAUUAUGUCAUGUGUGUGUGAGUAGCAUGCAGGCACAGUUCCUUACUGCCCUGUGCGUGGUGUGUGUGCUGUCUGUACACGUGGCUUCUUCUGAUGCCGACGAGGUGGGGAACAAUCCUUGCCAGAGUGGGCUGGGGCCAAACUUUGUUCUCUUCCUCCCUUGAAAUUAUGCUUCCUAAAAUCUCAAGCAAAAUUCAAAGAAUGGGGUGGGAGUUCUUUUCCAGCUCGCCCUAGGGCGACCAGGUGUGGCUUGUCACACUAGAGUAGUGCAGCCUUUUGUGGGCAUGAUGCAGAUGUGCUGGUUUCUUCACAGUGGCGCCACCGUUUGAGGCCGUGGCUUGUCCCCAGGGUUUGGUGUACCCUUUGCAGAGCCAGGGCCAUGACGUAGGCAAGUGGUCAAGCUUGGCAUCUGGCCAAGCUGGGUUUCAGUCCUUUGGGCAGAUGUCCCUGGAGCCUGUGCCAUACCCAGUGGGAGUUGGGCAGCCUCCUGAAGCCAAAACACCUCAGGCAGAGCCUCACCCACUCCUGACAGCUGCCUGGCUGGACCGCCCCUGCAUCCUCCCUGGGGCCACCUGGAGGGCCACGUCCACUCACGGCCUGGCUGCCCACGGGGAAGCUUGCCUGCCCUUGCUGGCCCUGGCUCCUGCCACAAGUGGGCGGGGCGUCCUCUGUCCACCAACACACUCAGGUCUCUUCCCUGCAGUGUUUUUGUUUUACUUUUAGCCAAACAUUUUGCCUGUUUUCUGUUUUAAAAUGUUCGUGAUAGUUAUGUGAAACUGAAACCCCUGGGUCCUAGAGGGAAAUGGGCCCAUGGAGAGGGACAACUUGACAACUCUGAUGUCCCUGCUUCCCCAAUACCAGCCUCACAGAAUAUCCAAUUCCUCUACCCCAGUCUACAGUUUGUCCUGACAGCAGGGACACCUGGGCCAAGGGGCCAUCUGGAUCAAAGGAGGGGGUGCUGGGUGGCAGCUCUGGCCCAGACAUGAAUACCUCGGUGUUCUCUGUCCCUCUGUUGAUGUCUCACUGGGUCUGUCUUAGCUUUGUAUCUGUCAAUGUAUUUCUCAGUCUAGGGUCUGCACCCUUGUUUAUAAUAAAUGCCGACAUUUAGA
Molecule: messenger RNA, 1974 nt
Organism: Lemur catta (Ring-tailed lemur)
Lineage: Eukaryota; Metazoa; Chordata; Mammalia; Primates; Lemuridae
Gene: SHISA5
Product: shisa family member 5
Exons: 6
Coding region: 117-836 (239 amino acids)
Biological process (GO): positive regulation of canonical NF-kappaB signal transduction
Cellular component (GO): endoplasmic reticulum
Source: RefSeq, a predicted model, not a curated record